CCUUCAGUGUAGCACUACACCUGGACAGUGAUGAGUUCGUAGACAACGACAUUUCUGUCCUGGCGGUCAUCUAUCAGUGGCAGGAGGGACUUGACUUAAAUCUGUUCACUAUUCAGUGUAACACCAUGUUUCAUCAUCGGACUCUCCAUGGUAUAGGGACAGCACUGACCACUCGACCUAACGCAGAGAGGACGCCCCCUAAACUGUGUGACAAUGGUCAAGCUUACAUCACUGACUCAAGCACCGGUCAGCUUGUGUGCCUUUGCCAGCUGGACUCACAUCCAUCUCACAGCCUGCAAGCCCACCCGGCACUCCGAGGACUUCGGCCCCCACACCAGUCCCCGCGACCUGGAUUCACUGAGUUAUCCUACCCUCCUCAGAUUCCAAGCCUGGCGUCAUUAGGAGAACAAACUGCGGCCAUUUUACCUCAUCACGUGACGUUUCAUCCAUACGGAUCGUUGUACCCAGGGAUGGACAUGAACGGACCAAUGAGAAAAGCAGCCACAAGGGAGACAACAGGACCCCUUAAAGCUUGGUUGAACGAACACAAGAAAAACCCAUACCCGACAAAAGCGGAGAAAAUUAUGUUGGCCAUCAUAACGCGGAUGACCCUAACGCAGGUGUCCACAUGGUUUGCUAAUGCCAGACGUAGGCUCAAGAAAGAUAAUCGUCUUAGCACAGGGGAAGGAGAAGACGAUAGCAUCGGUCUGGACAGUGAUCGUGAAGGCGAUUCGGACAGCGUGUCCAUUGAUGUGGCUGUCGGUACCAAUAUGUCAUACAGAACAGAAGGCAAACUGUCAAGUGAAGGGGAGGCAGAGCACGACUCAUUCUCAGACAUUUCCGACGAUGAAAAUGAUGAUUUCCGCCACCUAUCACGUGAUUUAAAUCAACCAAUCGCCUCCUCGAACAGAGUACCCUCACCGCCAACGAAUUCUAUCCAAUCAGAAGAUUGCACAAAUUCUUCCAGGCCACUGUCCAGUCCCACCUUACAACAAGCCACGAAGAAACCCAAACCAAAGAUUUGGUCCAUUUCUCACAUUUUGGACUCUUGAAAACGCAUCGCGAAUGGUUAACAAGCUCUUUAGUGGGAGAUUUCUUCCCAGAGUCUUGACUUUUUUUUUGGCAGCAGAGGAGUAGCUUCACAAUGGACCCGUCUCCCCGAAUGCAUUGACUUUCAACAACUACACACGAUGCUGGGCCCUUAGAAAGAGCCCAAACUACGAAGGGUUUACCAGAAAACAUUUCUGAUGAUCUAAUAUUUGUUGAGUUUUAAUGGUAUCUGCUCAGCAUGAGACGUAGACUUACAGCACUGUGCAUGCAGUACAUUUGUUUAUUAUAGAGGAGGACUUAGUGCUAGACAGUACUGCUAUAUAUCUUGUAUAAUUCUAGCUUUUAUCCACCUGCUGCCCCCAUUGAUUUAGUUGUUUCACAAGUCUUUUUUACCUCCUUUUUUUCCCCUCUCCCUCCUCUAUAAUUUGUAGUCCCCCCUCUUCCAUUUUUUAAAAAUGUAGUAACACUACAUCUAAGUUCAUUACAUUUGUUUUGUGAACACUGAAAAGUUUGCAAGCUCGUUUAUUCAUUAAUUAUAACACACACACCCUCUCUUUUUUAAUUUCUCAUUUCUAUAACUAACAAGGGCAAUAAAUGGAGAUUCUAUAAUAUACCAAUUUGUAUUUUAUUAGAAACAAAUCGAUCCGGAACUAGACCAUGUUUUUCUACUUCAUUAUUAUAGACGUUGCAAUACACACGAAAAGUUCCGAGUUGUCCCGAGUACGAACCCCAUCCCGCUUCCCUCCCUUGCAGUCUUGUAGAUGGGGAUAUUUGAGUAAAUAGCUCCAAGAUUGGCAUAAAAAAACAGUGAAGAUGGAAAUUAUAUUACUCUAGAUAUUUACUCAUACACAAGUCUAAAAUCUCCUCGCGACGACGAUCGUCGGUCGCCCUGGUUUCACCAAAUAGAACCCGUUUCAAUGUCGUAAUACUUUUUACAAAGCAAAAUGUCUUCUACCUUUUUGUUAUAGGAUCAGAUCAAAGGCAGCAGGUACAAAACACCUAGACUUGUAGACGGCAAGACUUUCGACUCAAUGAUUGACUCUUAUAUUACUUCAUACUAUUCUUUUUUGGUCUCUAUAUAAUGUCCAAUAUAGUAUGGUAUCUAUCAGAUGUCAAAUACUAUGUCAUUCAAUCAUGUCUUCUAAGAAAUGUCAAAUUGUAUGUCAUUCAAUCAUGUCUUCUAAGAAAUGUAAAAUUGUAUGUCAUUCAAUCAUGUCUUCUAAGAAAUGUCAAAUUGUAUGUCAUUCAAUCAUGUCUUCUAAGAAAUGUCAAAUUGUAUGUCAUUCAAUCAUGUCUUCUAAGAAAUGUCAAAUUGUAUGUCAUUCAAUCAUGUCUUCUAAGAAAUGUCAAAUUGUAUGUCAUUCAAUCAUGUCUUCUAAGAAAUGUCAAAUUGUAUGUCAUUCAAUCAUGUCUUCUAAGAAAUGUCAAAUUGUAUGUCAUUCAAUCAUGUCUUCUAAGAAAUGUCAAAUUGUAUGUCAUUCAAUCAUGUCUUCUAAGAAAUGUCAAAUUGUAUGUCAUUCAAUCAUGUCUUCUAAGAAAUGUCAAAUUGUAUGUCAUUCAAUCAUGUCUUCUAAGAAAUGUCAAAUUGUAUGUCAUUCAAUCAUGUCUUCUAAGAAAUGUCAAAUGUCAUUCAUGUAUUGGAAUGUCGACAUAAGCUCAACUCAAUGUAAAAUACAAAUAUUGCAAUAAUAAUGUUUAUCGAGUUUGCUAAUAUUGUUAUUAUUAUUAUUAUUAUUAUUAUUUUUAUUGCAUUAAUCUUUAGAUCGUUAUUGUCUUGUAAUUUAAAUAGAUUUCGAUUAGUCAUUUUCACUACUGUUCAACAGGUUCAAUCAUGAUUGCAUCUCAAUCACAGUUCCUUCUUAGGAUAAUAAAUGUAAUGGCUCUAUGUAUAGGGGGCGCAGCUGAGUGGGUGAAAACAUGGCCACUAUCACCACCAUACCCCUCCACCCACCCCCACCCCCACACACAUAACAUGUGGCUAAAAGAAACGACUUUGAGUUUAGACUAAAACUAUUAGGUAGUGGCAGAAGUUUGACAGAGGCGUAUUGAGCGAAACUUGCGCCCGGUGCAAGGUACUUUAUUAGCGCCCCCAUCCCUCAUUUACCAUGAACAUAUAAAGGCGCCUCUCUGCGGGUAGCACCCGGGGCAUCGUGCCCCCUUGCCCCCCCUCACUAGGCCUCUGGGUGAAAACCUUACUUGAUAUAAAGAAUGUCACGCCUCCUUUGUUUUUCAACCACUACCAUGAACCACUUUUCCCUCUGUCUAUGUUUACAUCUUGAGUUUGUUUCAUUAAUAAAUAUAUUGUACAGAACAUAAACAUCUUGAGUUUGUUUCAUUAAUAAAUAUAUUGUACAGAACAUAAACAUCUUGAGUUUGUUUCAUUAAUAAAUAUAUUGUACAGAACAUAAACAUCUUGAGUUUGUUUCAUUAAUAAAUAUAUUGUACAGAACAUAAACAUCUUGAGUUUGUUUCAUUAAUAAAUAUAUUGUACAGAACAUAAACAUCUUGAGUUUGUUUCAUUAAUAAAUAUAUUGUACAGAACAUAAACAUCUUGAGUUUGUUUCAUUAAUAAAUAUAUUGUACAGAACAUAAACAUCUUGAGUUUGUUUCAUUAAUAAAUAUAUUGUACAGAACAUAAACAUCUUGAGUUUGUUUCAUUAAUAAAUAUAUUGU
Biomphalaria glabrata is the source of this 3723-nucleotide messenger RNA. Its product is annotated as iroquois-class homeodomain protein irx-1-B-like. Gene Ontology annotation, molecular function: RNA polymerase II cis-regulatory region sequence-specific DNA binding; DNA-binding transcription factor activity, RNA polymerase II-specific. Bases 126 to 1052 code for a protein of 308 amino acids. The record is from RefSeq and is a predicted model, not a curated record. Gene Ontology annotation, biological process: neuron differentiation; regulation of transcription by RNA polymerase II; cell development. The transcript is spliced from 7 exons. Gene Ontology annotation, cellular component: nucleus. Lineage: Eukaryota; Metazoa; Mollusca; Gastropoda; Planorbidae.